AUGUCUCGUGUCAUGCUGUGGGCGUUUCUCGCUCUCGCGGUCUUCAGUAACCAACACUGGGUUAAUGCAGAUGAAGAUACCAACUACCGGAAACGUCCUCAAAAGCAAUCGUCGCCAAAACGAUCUUCAGACUUCGAUGACAACAGGAUGGAUAUAAAGCGUCAUCUCGAGAUACUUGCUGACGCUGAUGGUAACGGAAUGUCCGACGUAGAUUUCAAGGUCUCACAGGUCGAAUCCAGUUUGAAAGAUUAUCUUAAAGGGAAACCGCUGACUGCAAGAUCUACGGACUUCCAUGUAGAUAAGACAAAAACUAAACGUCGUCUCGAAGUACUCUCUAAGGCCAAAGGUAAUGGAAUGUCUGAUGUGGAUUUCGAUCUCUCACAAGUCUCCGCGCUUAGAGAAGGUGAAGCUAUUUCUAAAAUAACGGGAGUGGUAACUAAACGAUCUACAUACUUAACAAACAAAAUGAAACGUGACUUCAAAAUCCUUGCUAAUGCUAAAGGUAAUGGCAUGUCUAAUGUGACUUUCAAUGUCACACAAGCAACUCGGGAUGAUGACAACAAACCAACCAUAAAACGAUCUCCUCCAGAGCAACCAAUGACUGAAAGAUCCUCAGAUUUCGGAGCAAACACCAAGCAAACGAAACGUUACUUGGAAAUACUUUCUGAUGCCGAAGGUAAUGGUAUGUCUAAUGUGGGUUUCAAGAUAUCGCAGGUUGCAGGGAAUGAACAGCCCACAAUUCUUCCUCCCCAGGCACGGCGAAGUGCAAGAUUGUCAGACUUCAAAGAGGAUACGAAACGUGAUCUGGAGAUACUUUCUAAUGCUGACGGGAAUGGCAUGUCUGACGUCGAUUUUAAGGUGUCACAGGUGAAACCUAAUCUGAAAAGAUACCCUCUGGCGGGAACACUCUCUGCAAGAUCUACAGAUGUCGAUAUCGGCAACAUGAAAACUAGGCAAACCUCGAAGAGAGAGGAUCCUGUCAAACUUAUCAACGCAAUUAUAGAAGAACCUGAUGAAGUUAAAAUGGUUAAGACUGAACUAGAGAAAAAGAAACUCCGACCCUGUAAAAAACCUGUUGCUGUCAAGAAAGAUUCAUUAAAGCUAAAUAAACUUGAACUCAAGAAAGCUCCAACAAAGUUAAUUGUUCAAACUGCAAACUCGACUUAG
Molecule: messenger RNA, 1167 nt
Organism: Gigantopelta aegis
Lineage: Eukaryota; Metazoa; Mollusca; Gastropoda; Neomphalida; Peltospiridae
Exons: 2
Coding region: 1-1167 (388 amino acids)
Source: RefSeq, a predicted model, not a curated record